Lycium barbarum (goji berry) is the source of this 1161-nucleotide messenger RNA. RefSeq lists its product as uncharacterized. The transcript has 3 exons. The record is from RefSeq and is a predicted model, not a curated record. Lineage: Eukaryota; Viridiplantae; Streptophyta; Magnoliopsida; Solanales; Solanaceae. The coding region runs from base 1 to 1161 and encodes 386 amino acids.
AUGUCGCCCUUCUUGUUUGUGAUUUGUAUGGAGUACCUAACCAGAUUACUCAAAGGGCUGAAAAAGGAUCCUGAUUUCAACUAUCACCCAAGGUGUGAAAAGCUUGAUAUUGUGCAACUUGAGUUUGCGGAUGACCUAUUGUUAUUUUGUAGAGGUGAUGUGGGUUCUGUCAUGAAACUUUAUAAUUGUUUUUUGAGCUUUUCUGCUGCAUCUGGCCUGAUUGCUAACACAACAAAAAGUUCUCCUUAUUUUGGUGGUAUGGACCAUAAUACACAACAGGAAGUUCUGGAGAAGCUACAGUUUACACAAGGUGGCCUACCAUUUAGGUACCUUGGAGUCCCAUUGAGCACUAAAAGAUUAUCUGCUAUCCAAUAUGUGCCCUUGAUUGAUGCAAUGAUGAGUAAGGUCACUCAUUGGACAGCCAAGGUACUGACAUAUGCUGGAAGACUACAGUUACUUAAAUCUGUAUUAUUUUCCAUCCAAAACUUUUGGGCUCAAAUCUUUAUUCUACCCAAGAAAGUCUUGAAAAAGAUUGAAACUAUAUGUAGAACAUUUCUUUGGACAGGGAGCAAUGAGGUGUCAAACAAGGCUAUGGUGUCAUGGGAACAACUUUGUCUGCCAAAAUCUGCCGGGGGUCUUAACAUUCUACAUGCCCAAACUUGGAAUAAAGCUGCUUCAUGGAUGCGUAGGAAGAUUUUCAAAGCAACACAACUAUUAGAGGCAAUUGGCAUGGAUUAUACUCAGGUGAUGGGGUCUGUAGAUUUUUCAAUUAAACAAGUAUAUACCAAGCUCAGAGGAAGUUUCCCUAAGGUUUCUUGGAGAAAGCUAGUUUGCAAUAACUAUGGGGCACCUAAGUGGACAUUCAUACUGUACUUGACUCUUCAUAAGAGGUUAUACACAAGACAUAGGUUGCUAAAGUGGAGAUCGACCAAAAUGUAUGUCCUUUGUGUGGUACUGAGAAAGAAUCAGUUGACCAUUUGUUCUUCAAAUGCUCUAACUCUGCUGAAGUAUGGAACAAACUGCUCUCUUGGCAGAAGUACACCAGAAGAGCAACGGAGUAGACUGCAGAAGUUAGCUGGAUGGAAAGAAAUAACAGAGUCUUUCAGGCAAAGGAAAGAAGCCCGGCAGUUCUUACCAGACUCAUCAUACAAGAGGCAGUGA